UGCCAGCUUGUUGACCCUCUGUGUUCCCCUCCUGCAGGGUUUAGGAGCUGUUGCUGUGGACGGAGAGAUGGGAAUGUGAGCGGCCAUUGAGGAUGGCCAGGGUGCCGGUGAGCCCCCCCAUCAGCUCGGAGCUUCGAGGACCACAUGACGGGGCACAAGAUGGAGAAGCGUUAUGAGUGCGACGUGUGUGGCAAGGCCGGGCAGUGCCCGAGCGAGCUGGAGACCCACCGGCGUGAGCACACCGGAGAACACCCAUUCUGCUGCUCCGACUGCGGCAAGAGCUUCAAGACGGCGCGGGCGCUGAAGGUCCACCAGCGAGUGCACACGGACGAGAGGCCCUUCAGCUGCUCCACCUGUGGCAAGGGCUUUACCGGGUCGAAGGGGCUACGACGGCACCUGCGAGUGCACAGCGGUGAGCGGCCCUUCACCUGCUCCGACUGCGGCAACGGCUUCAAGUCUUCGGCAGAACUGAAGAUGCACAGACGCCUGCACACCGGGGAGCGGCCCUACACAUGCAGCGACUGCGGCAAGGGCUUCACCCGCUCCACCAGGCUGCUGGAGCACCAGCACCUCCACACCGGCGAGCGCCCCUACACCUGCACCCACUGCAACAAGGGCUUCACCAGCUCCACCAAGCUGCUGUCCCAUCAGCGGGUACAUGCUGGCGACCGUCCCAUCCCCAGCCCGGUGUGUGGAGAGGGCUUUGCCAUGGCCUCCCACGACCUGCCUCACCAGGUCGUGCACACCAGUGGCCAGUGCUACGACUGCCCAUACUGCAGUGAGGUGUUUGACAGCUCGCGGGGGUUGCGGCAGCACCGGCGGACCCACGCCGGCGAGCAGCUGCUCCCACCGCAGUUUCAAGAGCGCACGGGGGCAGCGGGAGCACCAGUGGAUACACAGCGGAGAGAGACCCUUUGAGUGUGCUGAGUGCGGCAAGGGUUUCACCCAGCCUGUUGCAGCACCGGCGUACCCACAACGAUGAGCGUCCCUUACCCUGCCUGUGUUGUGGUAAGGGCUUCACCCGCUUUGAAAGUGCCCCUUCACCUGCCCGCUCUGUGGCAAGGCCUUUGCCCGCUCCUCCAGCCUGCUGGCACAUUGUGACGUGGAUAGGCGCUGUUUAGGUAAACACAAAAUGCUAGAAGGAAUGGGUAACGUUUCAGGUCGAGACCCUCUUCAGUCUCGACCCGAAACGUCACCCAUUCCUUCUCCAGGGCUCUCACUUAACUUUUUUUCCCUGUUUCCAGCCGGGCAACCUCGGCUGCUUUUUAGGUUGUCAAAUGACAGUUUAGGUGGUCAUUUAAGAUGGCUUGCAUGACGCGUGCGAUAAUGUGCUCGGACGAAGUGCGUAGUUACCAGUCGGAAUUAUGGUCAAUGAAGCAUUCACAUAUUAUUUCUGCUUCAAAUAAAGUCACAAACUAAACAUAUUCACCAAUCAAGACAUGAUAUAUCCCACAAUGACAUGCAGCAAAAUUAUAAUAUAGUAUCUCAACUCUUUUUAGACAUUGAUGCAAUUUCUAUUUUUUUUUCACUUCUAAACAAAAAUGUGGUUGGAUUAUUCAGCGUAAUAUCAACCUGUAUCAAUAAAUCCUGGACCAUGGUAACAUAUAUGCUUAACCAUGCACACUACAAAUUGAUGCAAUCAUGUUUUCUGUGAAGGACCGAAAAUUAUCAUGACAUGGCCAUAGCAUGGGUCGUUAUUGCUAUUGGUACAGAAACACUCGCUUCCCACAUAAUUUAUUCACAACAAAAUAUACAGGUUGCAAGGAAAUUUCUAAAGGAAUUUUAAGAUAAUAGCUGUUAAAACGGACUAUACCCAUCUGACAGGUUAAACAUUACACUAACUGACAAGAGAUGGCCAAAGGACAUAACUGCAGCAAAUGUUCUUUUGGAAAUAUGUUUAAAGGUGUCAAAAUGCCUCAUUACCGGACAUUCAGAUUAGAUGUAAGUGUUGUGAACGUAAUGAAGACACCCAGUUUGUACACACCAGAUUUUUAAAGAAAUUAUUGCUAAACGCCGUUUCCAUCAUUCCCACUUCAGAAUUAACGUUACAAUUUCUACUGAAAUAUCUCCUGACCAAAUUUUUGAUGCAUAUGACCGACUGUAGAAGUAAAACCUGGAUAAAUCCAAUGUAUAGUUGUGAAUGUUGCUCAUUAAAUUACUACAGUACUGAUA
Leucoraja erinaceus (little skate) is the source of this 2172-nucleotide messenger RNA. Its product is annotated as gastrula zinc finger protein XlCGF7.1-like. The transcript has a single exon. The record is from RefSeq and is a predicted model, not a curated record. NCBI's taxonomy places the organism in Eukaryota, Metazoa, Chordata, Chondrichthyes, Rajiformes, Rajidae. Gene Ontology annotation, biological process: negative regulation of transcription by RNA polymerase II; regulation of cytokine production; regulation of immune system process. The coding region runs from base 145 to 918 and encodes 257 amino acids.